GGAGGAAGAAGGGAUGUCACUAGUUAAUAACCUCAGCCUCCCCCUGCCUGUCAGCAUCAUGAUCGCAGAAAGCACCGGGAGCUCUCCACGGAAGGAGCCGCGUCGUGAUGACCGACAGUGAGCGGAGCUGCAGCCCGUGACGCCCGAGGUUUCCUCCACCCAGCCGGGUAGAUAUCUCAGCGCAGCGCGGUGGGAUCGCUGGAGCCUUGGCACACACACACGCACACACACGCUCAGAAACUGCCUCCGUAUCUCCAGAGUGCACUUCGAGACUAUUCCUCCGAGGCUUCUCCUUCUCUCCAUCUGCGGAAUUGAGAACUUCGGGGGGAGCAGACCGCUGCAGGCGGAGGAUAAACGGACCCACGGAUAGGUGUCCGCCGGCCGGCUGCGCGUCUUUCUGCGGCGCGCAAAGCGGAGCUGCUGGAAGUGUUCCCGUCCCUCCUCACUAGUCCUGUACUCCCCCCUUCCCCGAGCCCUCUGACCGGGCGUCCCGAACGCGACCAACAUGGUUCUUCUGGGGUUCCUGCUCGCUUUUCUCCUCCCAGGUGUGACACUCUCCACAUCCCAGAUAUUCCCCUUCCCAGCUCCUGUGACCGACUGCGUUGAAGCUCACCGUGUGUGCUCCACUGAGCCGCAGUGCGAGGCGCUCUACCGAGGCUUGGAGCUGUGCGCGGUCGAUGCGGCAGUCGCACCGCUAGGGGAACAAGAAGCAUCUGAGUGCCUGGAGAGACAGGACGCCCUGUUGGCCAAACACCCGUCACUUCUGGCCUGCAAGUGCCAGCGUGGCUUCAGGAAGGAGGAGCGGUGCCUCCGCAUAUACUGGAGGGUUCGCCUCCUGCCAGGAAGGGAGGAGCUGGAAAUAUCACCCUAUGAUGACUCCAUGAUUGACUCUCGCAUGGCCUCUUUAAUGUCCGGUUCAUCCUUCAUGCAGCUGGAUGGUGAGAACCAGUGCCUGAAAGCAGCACAGGACUGCGGCCUGUAUGAGAAGUGCGGUGCUCUUCGAUCAGAAUACGUGUUGGCCUGCACAAAGCCAAUGCCCAACACCAGCCGAUGCAACCAGUACAAGUGCCACCGGGCCCUCAGGCGCUUCCUGGAGCGGGUGCCAGAGGAAUACAGCCUGGGCGUCCUGUUCUGCCCCUGCACCAACACCCUGUGUGGAGAGAGGAGGAGGAAAACCAUCGUACCCUCCUGCUCCUACCAGGAUGCAGAGAGUCUGCAGCCUAACUGCCUCCACCAGCAGAGCUUCUGUCGCCGAGACGACCUCUGCAGGUCCAGGCUCGCUGAUUUCCUCAGUAACUGCCAACCAUCUCAUCUGACAGCCAGCGGAUGUUUGAAAGACUCAACAGGCCUCUGCCUCCGAGCCUAUGCUGGGCUUAUAGGAACCAUCAUGACUCCCAACUACAUCAGCAACAACUCUGCUGACGUGUCGCUGUGGUGCAACUGUGAGGGCAGUGGCAACCAGUGGCAGGAAUGUCUGCGACUGCAGCGGCUUUUCACCCACAACAGCUGCCUACGGAACGCCAUCAGCUGGAUGGGAAGCCCAGGAUCGCUGCCCUCUGACCCCAGUCAGCCCCCCGCUCCCAGACCGUCUCCACUGGUCCAGAAGGACGAGCUGCUGAACAGUAACCGCCUGCCUGAGCUCAACAAUGAUGUGGUCGAGAGUGAGGAAGAGGAGGAGUUGACACAGACGGUGGAAGAGGAGGAGGCUGAUGAAGGUGGCCAGUUUGAUGUGAUCCCUCUGUACUCGGAAAGGGCCACCGUCUCCAACCUGGGCUCAUCUGAAGCAGGGGGCGCUGCAGCGCCCAGCGCCAGCCCCACUAAACCAGUACUGCUGCUUUUUCUGCUCCUAACUACUGCCCACAGCUGGGGGUAGAACAAUAUAUAGAAGAUACACACACAGACAUAUACACACCCAUACAUGUACACACUCACAUCAAAUGGUUCCGCAAAUAACACUGAUUGCUGAAAAGGUUCAAGAAACAGUAGGAAGAAAUGAACUUUGCUUUUCUUUGUCAGAAGCAUCUUCUUGGUUCUUGACUCCUGUCUUUGUUUUCGUUCUUCACUCCAAACAUGACAAACAGCACUUUUUAUUUAUUUGGCUCUGACUGCAGUCACUGGGGGUAGAGGGGGUUCCACAUGCUACCUAUAACCAGUGAGCAUACUUUAAUAUGUACUUAAAAUGAGCACACAGAUAAUAGUUUCUUUGUUUGAAGUGGGACUGACAGGAUCUGUGAACGGCUCCUUCACAUUAGCUUAAAUUAUACAUCGGAAAUCUGCUGAUGCGUAAGCAAGUAGCCAAAACAAAGUGUUCACAGAAUGUCUACCACCAGCACUAGCAAUUUGCAAACAUGGCACGUGUUUGAAAAUGGGUAGAAAAGUUUUUAAAGGUUUAGCAUGGAGCGAGUUAUUUAUUUAAAAUCAGCACAUUUUGUAAAUUUGCCCUGAUAUUUAAUUAAUUAUCAUUCAGUUUUAUAGUGUAAAUGCUAGUUACAGCUAGAAUACCAGGCAGGGUGUCAUCCUGUGUGGAGCUGUCUCUCAGCUCCUCCAAAUGAAGGAGAACAUGGAAGUCUGCCUCGGGGAAAUCACUUUUGAACUCCUUAAAAUUAUGGCUUUUAAUUCCAAAAUGGGAUUCCAAUCUGUAUUCCACUCAGCUGAGCAGGACGUCAGUGGGGCGAAUUAAACUACCUGUGCUUCUGUAAGCCCAGAAUCAGAAAAACGAAACCCUACAGGGAAAGAACUUUUGGACUUCAUUAGUUAUGUUUUCAUCCAAUUGUCAUGUGACUUUUGAGAAAACUUUUAAAUUCUUAUAAAAAUUUAAGAAAAACAAUAUAGGUAUGGAUAUAGAAAUAUUUCAGAGUUUCGUGUCUCUGGUAAGGCACAGACCAGCCAGUAGAUGGGAUGGUUUGUUACAUCAGAAUGUAAUUGGCAAACAUGUUUCCAUCUGCUUUAGCUCAGUAACUAUUUUUUCAAAAACCAUCUCAAGCAACAUUAAAAGUUUGCAAAAUUAUGGAAGUUAUUUUGAAUUUUGCCAUUUUUAUUAAAUGCGAUACUGCAAACAAACAAAAGAAACAAGACAUUGAUGGGUAUGCCACAAUAGUCAAAACAGGAUUUAUUAGGAUGACUUCUGGAGGCAGUUAGUUGUACUGGAUAUAUUUAGGGGUAUCAGAGUAAAGGUGGUCAAAGAACACGUGACAAUUUCAGAUUUUUAUUUAAAAAUAUAUUUUUUUGUAUGAAAACUGAAUUGGCCGGGACGAGCUACUGAUGGUGUCUGUCUGAGAAGCUUUUUUGUGCAUCCCAAAAUGUACGGAAUAAAAAACAUGUCAAAGCUCAUAAAGUCAAAUAUUGUCAUAUCUUUAGUGUAGAAUUCAUCUAUCCCACUGCAUAAGGUAUUUUAAUUUGUUCAUUUUUAUUAAUUAUUUACAUUGAUAAGAUACAAAUUUUGAUGCAAUAAAUCACCUUUUGUUUUUUACAUACAAAAGUUUCAAGUGUAAUCUUUGUAUUCAUGUGUUUCCGCUACGCCCAGGAAUCUGACACACAAGCGACAGCCGCUAACCGCAGACAACCACAUGGCAACAAUGGGGUGUUCAUUUGUGCUUCAAAAACCGAUCUGAUUGGACGCUGGAAAAGACUAUUAUGUUCAAGUUGUGCUAAAAGGAGUUAGCCUAUAAACAAAGAUAUUCAAUCCUAAGAUAGCAUCUCAAUGCUAAACAUGUAGCCGCAGCAGAUGCUAACGCUAAUGUCAACGUCUACAGAAGCUCCAUGAAUGAUCAGGAGUUCCUGAAAUGGAUAGAAUAACAUUUUGCUCCAAUCUGAUGGUUGGAGAAUGUAAAUAAUAAAUGAAAAAACUAUAAAUAUAUUUGUUGUUGAGCUCACAUGUUUAUUUAUUCUGUAAUUUAGCAGCAAAAAGGGGUUUCUGAUGUGAAAUGUUAACUGUUUUGUCAAUAUAUAGUCUUCGAUUAAAAUGCAAUUAAUAAACUACACACUCUGGAAUUAACUCCAUUAAAAAUUUGAAUCCAGUCCCACCACUAGUUUGAAUUCAUGCAGAUGAGUCAGUAAGUGAGGAACUGGUGCAAACUGGUUUAAGUGGUUGCAUGUGAAAACCCCACAGCUUCGGUCAGAGCCUGUUGUUGGCCGCACUGGGUGUGAAUGAGUCACCCUAACCAUGACUGAGAGGGACUGGGCCAUGGGGGGUUAAUGCUCAUGAACUUUGUUGCAGUGAUAUUCUGAGUUCUCCAGACUCUCCAGCCAGCAUGAGUGACAGACGCUCAGUGUGUGAUGAACGUAGGGCAGCAGGUUGGUGAUCUGUGUGUUUGUGUGCGAGCAUUCAGGCAUCAAACAUGCAAAUGUCCUUUGUUAUAAUUCGACCCUAGCACUUCGUCAUUCCCACCCACGUCAGCACUGCAAAACAAAAGAUGCAUACACACACAUUUGCACACACGGUCCCCCCCCCCCGCACAUUCAGCCAAUGCAGCUCUUUCUGGCUUUAUUGCUCUAUUGCUGUCCCCGUCCUCCUCCCAGGUGAUGCAGGACCCGGGCCCCGCCGCUACAGGCGCUGAUAUGAAUUAAGCCGUCAUAAUAAAAACAAUACACAAGAAACAAUAUGAGCUCUAAAAUAAAAUGGCAGAACAAAUCAAAUUGCUCCCCAGCAGGCAAAAAAAACAAAACAAAAAAAAAAAAACAUACAGACUUGGAAUAAAAAAACUCACUUCUGACAAAGACUGAGACACUGUAAAGGGAAUGAGAAAGAGAGAUAUGAAGGAGAAAUUAAGAAAAAAAAAAAUAAGGCCAAGUCCCUGUGUGGUCUUUGUGCGUUUGAUGUUUUACUUGUUUUAGUUGGGAGGCUGAUAAUCAGUCCCUGACAACAUCUCUUUAUCAUCUGACAGGCUCCUGUGGAGGGGGCAGGGUGGGAGGGGUGUGUAUGUGUGUGUGGUGUAGGGAGGUGUACAUCAGGCAGUUUUAGAAACUGUGCUAUAGCGAGAACAGAAAGGACCCUGGAGCACAAACAGCAGAGAGAAUCGCAGGCUCUUGAUUUUCUGUGUCAUAUAAAUCUUUUGCUGACACAAAAUUUUUUUCCCCUCUUGUUCUUUUUUCUUAUUCCUGGGGAGUGUGUGAAAUUAACUUCCAUCUUACUGGUGGCAGUGACAGCGGAGGGCAAGGGGGAGGAGGAGGAGUGGGGAAGAGGAGAGGCUUGACAGGAGAGGAAGAGCGGAAGGAAACGAGAAAGACUCCAGCAACUUACAGGAGACAACAAUGGAGCUAGUUAUUAGGAAGAAAUGAAAAGACAAAUUAUGGGGAAAAUUAAUUAAUUCAAAUUAAAUCAAAAGGUACUUCAUAGCUUAAGGGUGUGAUGACUAAUAGAACCAGGUUUUUACUCAUUUAGAAAUGAAAAAGACACAAAAGGGCAAGAAGAACGAGAUGCACACAGGAGAAAACAAGAGAAAAAGUGCAAGAGGUCAAAAAAAGGAAAUGAGGUCAGAAAACAGUUUUAGAAGAGAACAGCUACAAAUAAAUAGAGAAAGCAGAGGAUGAUCCAUGAUCAGUGGGAGAGGAGAAAAAACAAACAAAACUGGAGGAAAAUGCAUUUAUAUACAAAGUUUCUAAAAUAAAAUGACUUUUCAGUAAUAUUCUGAUUCAUUGAUGGGCUUGUACUGUAAUCAUCCCAAUGCUCUGUAUAUAUAUAUAUAUAUAUAUAUACAGUAUAUAUACAGUAUCACUUAGUGAAACACAUUAUAUUACACAGAGUUGAAUGUUUCCCAGCCUUUAUUUUUUACUAAUUAUUAUGAUUUUCCUGUUGCAGUUAAUGAAAACGUGGCAAUGUUGUUAAAAGUUAUUAUUUUCAAGAGGUACUUUUAAUCUAUAUUCUAGUUUAUUGAAUAUGACAGGUGGUUUUAAUGGAAUCAGCAGGACUAAAUUGGUCCCUGAGAAUAAAGAGUGUGGGUCUCUGUUAUAAACACCAUGGGUUAGAUGCAACUGUGGAAUUCUGAAAUCCAAAUAAAAAAGCACAACUAACUCCUGGCCAAAUGUCAGAAUUAGUCUUUAAAAUAAUAUAAUUGGAGAAUCAUCUUUAGAUGUUUCCAUCUUUUUAUUCCCUUUUUAUGUUCAGCAAAAAGGAAUAAAUCCCCAGUAAGUGCUAGUGAGGAGAAGAGGAAGAGUAGGGAUAAUAGAGGAGGAACGACAAACAAAGACGAAGAGGAAGAAAAAGUUUUCUUUGUGAAGCCAGGAAGGAAACGCUGCCAAGGAAUGAAAGGAUGAGAGAGGGGGGUUAGGUUCUUUAACCUUCCUUUCUUCUUCCUCAGGCCCUGUGUUAGGCUCAGCUGCUGAGCAACACACCCCGCCUGAAGGGCCUUUCUGACCCAACAUGGCCCUCACACAAAGACUUUGUCCAUCACUGAAAGCAAUCUUUCCACAGAAUGCAGAGUUCUCCAGGGAUUUGCCUUUACUUUGUUAAAGUGUCGACUGUGCUGCGAUCACAGAGGCAGAGAACGCUGUUUACUUGGAGGUUAAAAAUUCUAAUUAACAAACAGGCAACAAAACUAACAGCUUCAUUGUAGUCAGAUAAUAUAUUAGGUGUUUAGUUACUUAGAGGGAGCCCGUGUCAUUGGGUCAGCCCCUCCCCAACCUGUUGACACUUGUCUACAGUGUUCAACUGAACAUGUGGGAAAUAAACCGACUGUGUGUAACAGUUAGCAAUUCUGCAUUAGAUAUCAGCAUGUGAUAAUGCAUAUUUAAUUAUUAAUAAGAAAGAUAAAUAUAAUGUAGAAUAUCAAAUUUUUCUCAAUUCUUCCAACUAGACCAAGUUCUAAUGAGCUCUAGGAGCCAUGUGUGGCCCUUGGAAUAAGUUUGUACAGCCCCUGUGUUUUCAAAUUAGGUUUCCAUGGCAAGUUUACAUCUGCCUAAACGGAAGAUAAGUAAGUGUUAAGAACAACACAAAGGUUUUUUUUCUUUCUCUUUUUAUUUUAUAGAAAGACCUGCGAAAAAUCCUGCGACCUUUUACUCGGAAACACACUUGGGAACAUUCACCCAUUACAUCGGCUAAACAUAGUGAAGGUCUUAAAAGGAAAAUUCCUGUUUUUGUUGCUGGAAAUGAACUAAAAACAUUUUAUUGACCAAAAAAGUAGAAAACAACUGGCCCAAAAAAGUUAAAUAAACAUAAACAUUACGGCAAAUGUCACACUAACACUUCAUGAAAAUAUUACCUGUUUAAUUCAUUGCUGUGCAUUCCUCUUGCUCUAAUUUUAAUUGUUCGACAUUUGGGACACAAACUGAACAGCUUUGUUCAUUUUCUCUGCUGCUAUUCCUAAAACUACAGACUGCAUUUCUAAAACAGCACAGAAAAUUGACGUCAACAUUUACAAUAUCUCCUUCUGUUCACUGAAAGGCCCGAUUGAAAUUCAUAGACAAAUCCAUCUCAAUGGGAGAAGCUCUGAGGGGUGAUGAGAAUCGAGCAAAAUUGCUGGGGAAGGCAAACAAUCAAUCAAUCAAUCAAUCAAUCAAGUUUAUUUGUACAGCAUAUUUCAGCAACAUAUAACAUAUAUAAAUACAUCAUAUUCACCAGUUUCACCAGUUGUGAAAAACAAUAACAAUAAUUUCUGGCAAUUGUCAAGCUGCGUUUUAUGAACAAUAACUGACCAGUAGAGUCUUAACAUAACAUAUAUUUUUGUCAAUUCCUCUUAUUACCUAAAACUAAAGUCAAACUCCAUGGUUUAAGUUUAGGGAGUAGGAAAUGCUUUGUUUCUGUGAAAGUGACAGAACUGAACUGACUGAGCUGCUCUGUUGAGUCUGCAGCCAUGUGGACGGCCUGAUGUUGGACAGUCCAGCUUCUGGACUGUCUGGACUGUCCAACAUCCCUCUGUCCUCCAUCCUGCCUUUACAUAGAUUAAGGUAGCCGGGUCAGCCCCUCCCUCACCUCCUACCACCCAGUAGCGGGGGUUAAUAGAGAUCAGCGGGGGGGAGCACACGUCUGAUUGACAUGGCCGACGGGGACCGGGGCGAUGGCUUUUUACCGGGGCCUGUUGUUCAUUUUAAUUGUUGUCUCAGCUCUUUGUCGUCGGGUGGAGACCCGGAGGGCAGGAAGACAAGAGGGAUGGACAGGGGGGAGAGUAGACGGGAGGGAGUGGACACUAGUGAUUUACAUUAACAUGUAGUGAAAUAAACAAGCAGAGAAGUCAAGCGUUAAAUCAACUUGGAGAGAGAGAGACGGAGAGAAACCCUCCAGGGUGAGAGGGGAACAGAGAGGAGGAGAAUGUGUGUGUGCUCCAAAACAAAUGCUGUUUUAUUGUUCUAUUAGCGCGCACUGGAUUUCCAUGCAGAAUAGCACACACACACACACACACACACACACACACACACACACACACACACACACACCCACUGUCAGAUUUGAAUGUCUAGAGUCUCUGUUUUCUCUCUCCAGUAUUUUAGCAUUCUAAUCCAUCACUGGCCUGACAUGGGGAUGCUGUCUCCCUCUCUCCCUCCAUGCUGCUGCUCAUACACGCCAUCCGAACGGAAGAUAAAGGCAAAGCAGCGGGAAAAACAAACUCCACAGCAGGGAGAGCUUUAUCCAGACAGAUAAAGCGGUGGAAAAAAGCAGCGACGGAGAGAUACAGUGGAAGUGGAAGUGGAAGAUGUGGAAGGACAGCAGAAAAAGGGGAAGUAAGCAACUGAAGAGGGAGAGGAGGAGUGAAAGAGUGGAGAUGAGAGGAAAACAGAAAAAGAGUAGUAAAUCAAAGCAGAAAGAGAUGGCGAGUGUGAAGGUGUGUGUGUGUUGCAAUGAGUUGCGGCUGAAGUCUGAACCUCCCUGCUCCAUUUCACACUCUGUAGGUCCUGACGCAUCAGUGAUAGAAGACACACAUACUGUCAUCCAUACACACACACACACACACACACACACCCACACACACACGUACAAAGGCUGUGUCCUUCCUUUUCGAUUUCAGAUCCACAAAAACACACACUUGCUGUGAUUUCUGAAUCAUUCAUAUGAAUAAAGACAGAAGCACAGACACACAGUCCUGUCUGCUGAACUGGAGUCCUGCAGCUUUAACCCUCCAGACUUGAGAGAGGAGUUCCCUCAUUUUUUUAAGGCACUUAUGUGACUGCUCAUGUGCAGAGCUGCUAGACGACUAAACUUCUGACACCAAUAUACAGUUAAUUACAUUACAAUAAAACACCCUCAGCAUUGCAGUUUGAUAAAGGAUUUUAUUUCUUUAUUUUUUGCUUUAGUUGCCAUGGUGAAGUUCUGUCCUGCCUCAGAUCAUCUCCUGCGGAGAACAGGAAUUAAAGAUUUUAUUUAUUUAUUAUUACAAAAGCAUUUUUGUAAAUUUAUUUGAAAAAACCCAAAUAAACUUUGACAUUGUUUACUAUUUUGGACAUUACACAAAGCAGUAUAUUUAUCUGGACUCAUAACAUCUUAUGUUUUUGCUUUUUUCUGACCUAUCAAGUCUUUGGCCGAUCUUUGUAAGUUGAGUUGAAGUAGAUUUAAAAUACAUACAAAAAAAAUUAUAAAAUUUACCAGUAAUAAUACCCAGUUGUGGGUACACUUCCACUAAUCCGACAAUGUGCUAAUAGUGGAGCUAAUUUCUUGUUUAGCACUUCAGCGCUUUUAGCUUUGAAAAUGUUUAGCGCAUCUUGUUUCCCCUAAAUGUUUCCAUAUAGAUCCUAAAACUCUGAUUUACCGGACUGUUUUCUAAACUUUCAGUUGAAUAAAGUACAGCAUGUUAAGAAAUCUUGAAAUAGUUGGUUUAUACUCAUGCUCUUAUUUUGAAGUGGUUGAACACUGUACGCAGCAACUUUGUUUCCUGUCACGUUUUUUUCUUUUUUCUGAACUUCGAUUGAAUUUACAUUGACACAAAUCAAAUUCAAAUCCAGUGUUAUUUUUAUGUUUUUUUGUUUUUUUUCCUGUGGUGUCAGUUAGCCGCAGUCAGCUAGCACUGAAUGUAGCACCUUUUCUCCAAGUUACAACCACAGUGGAGACGAGUCAGAAUUAGCGCCUUAAAGAAAUGAGAUAAAACUUCAGAGGGAUGUAAAAACCAACCUUAAAGCUUGUUAUCAUGAAUUACUUCUGCUCAUACUGUAGCAAGACUGUAGCAGUAAAACCUCUGAAUGUAUCGUGGCCUGUAUUGGUUAUGAAUGAAGUGUUUUUUUGUUGUUUGUUUUUUGUGUUGAAUCUUUGAUCAGUGUGUUACUGUUCUGUUCUUAAUGUAAGAAACGCUUCGACAUGCACAGGUUCGGUUCAGUAACAGCAGUUAACGGAUCUAUCAAGCACCGUCUGUUAUCAAUUCGGACAUUUUGUGUAAAAAAAAAAUUGUGUGCUGUUAUAUCUUUUACCCUUCAUUCAUUAGCAUUUCUGGCAGUAUAUCCAUAUAUUCCCACACCUAUAUGACGAUAUUGAUGCUGCUAAAGGAGAGUCUCCAGUCCUCUCAUGCUUAACACUGAGUGGGAUCAGCUCUGAACAUUUAAAGAGACAGUACAGGAUAAGACGUGGAGCUGGUGGCCGCCCUCGUGCGCCUCCUGAACUCUCAGAAAGACUCUCUCCUUCGUCCCACAUGGAUUGCUACUUCAGAUAUCUGCUUGGUGGUUUUUUUUUUUUUUGUCUCUUUAGCUGAAUGUUGUUUUUUUUCAGCCGUAACAGAUGCACCAUCCUUUUACUGUCUGCAAUUCGUUGCCAUGGAUACCCGUGUCUCACCUAGGCUGCUGCACCCCGGGUGAUCCCAAAAGGUAAAUGGAGCUGAAUGAUCUUCGGAAGUCUUAUUCUUUUCAAUCCAGCAGCACCUGGUGGGGCACGCCAACCGUUUUCAUGUUUUUCCCUCCCCGAUUUGACUCACUGAGUGAAACCCGUUCCUCCUCCUCCCCCAGCUCUUAUCCCGGCAGGUGCCUGGCUGAAUGGGACAUCAUCGCUGCGGAGAUUGAGGCGAUGACACACACACACACACGCACGCACACACACCAAGCGAGAGAGCACACACAUGGGCUCAAACAGUCACAGACUUGGAAAUGAGGCUGGCUUUCAUGAGCGAGCGGCUGCAGUCUGAAAGGUCGUCUCCUCCAAACAGAGACAGUCGUGAGGACUGAGCCGUCACUGGAGGGGAACUCUGUAGAGACGGACAAAUCCCCCCCUACCCUCACCCCUGUUUGAGUCUGUCACCUGUUCCCCUGUGCUAAUUCUACACUACAGCCAGAAACUGUUCCAUGUAAAUGCUUUUGAAGAACGUUGACCGCUGCCACCUCCAGCCCACUGCCCCCGGCUUCCUGUCUACAGCAUGUCAGUGUUCGGUACAUGAGGGAGUCGGAGCCCACAGGACGGCCUCUUCCAUGUUAGUGUGUUAUUUUCUUACGCUCUGUUGGGCCUGUGCUUUUUUUUUUUUUUGCUUCUUCGAACUGUUGAUGACUGUUUCAUAAGCACACAAACCUCAACAGGCCCUCUGGCAAACACAUAGGGAGAAGACUGAAAAAAAAAAGAUGGAUGCUCUGGCCCUGGUUGCUACAGAUCAGAGGGUGGUUUCCAAGCUGUGUUGUUUUAAAAACUUGGUAUCUCAGUGGGCGUAUAUGUGGCCUCGCAUGAAAUAUUUCAAUUUCCGAUCAUCCGGUGUCAUUUUGCCCCGCUGAAUGUGCCCUGAGGGAAUAUGAAGCACUCCAUGCCUCUGCUGUAUUCACCUGUGAAUAAUAAAAUAAAUGUACAAGCUGACCUUUCUUUA
This is a messenger RNA of Xiphophorus couchianus (Monterrey platyfish), 11693 nucleotides long. RefSeq names its product GDNF family receptor alpha 3 (gene gfra3). Gene Ontology annotation, molecular function: signaling receptor activity. Gene Ontology annotation, cellular component: signaling receptor complex; external side of plasma membrane. Bases 506 to 1873 code for a protein of 455 amino acids. The transcript is spliced from 9 exons. Gene Ontology annotation, biological process: nervous system development. NCBI's taxonomy places the organism in Eukaryota, Metazoa, Chordata, Actinopteri, Cyprinodontiformes, Poeciliidae. The record is from RefSeq and is a predicted model, not a curated record.